AUGUCUAUACAUACGCUGCAAGACUGUGACUGCGGUCUCAUCGAUGCCAAGGAUCCCACCGGCAGCAUCUUCACCAGCUUGUUCGUAACCGAUUUUACCAAGGUCUCUCGCAAUCAGCUCAGUGACCAGUUCAUCGCUGCUGCUUUCACCGUCAAUCAACCUGAAGCUCCAUAUGCCAGGGCAUUCUCCCCCAAUCAAGUCCGAUUGACUGCAUUGGGGCUGGAGUUGACGGUCUCGCCAGCCCUGGCAGAUAGCAACCUGGUGCCAAGUGGCCAAAUCUUCACCCGGAAAUCCUCAUACUUCUAUGGUUCAUAUUCAGCCCGCAUUCAGACUGCAACUGUUCCGGGAACGGUGACUGCCCUGUUCAAUUACCGCAACGCUACCUCCGAAGUCGAUAUUGAAUUUCUCACUUCGUCGACCUCACCGGCGCUGCUGUACACGGUCAAACCGCAACGUUAUCUCUCCACUGGGAAUCCCGAGAACAGCACGUAUCAACGGGAGCCCUGGAACGGCACGGUCGAGUCGUUUCACACCGCCUCUCAUCUGUGGUCGUUUACCUGGCUCCCCGAGAUUGUCCACUACGGCCUCGAUGGGCAAUACACCGACAACAUCACCGUGAAUGUGCCGCAAUCGCCAGGCCAUCUGGCGAUCAACCACUGGUCCAACGGUGAUUCCCGCUAUUCCUCCGGGCCUCCUCCAGUGAAUAGCACUGUUGUUGUGUCGUAUCUGCAAGCUGUGUACAAUGACACGGACGCAGUGCCUUUGGCCUGCAAGAAAACUCCCAUGGCCUGUAUCGUGGAUGAUGGAUACCUCCGGUCCUCUGAAAGUCCCAAUCCCUCAAUUUCCUCUACAUCAACAUCAAUUUCAGACAUAAUUCUGCUGCUCCUCUUCUUGCUGUUGUUAGCGAGCAAGUACUGCGUUAAAGCGUAA
Molecule: messenger RNA, 930 nt
Organism: Sphaerulina musiva SO2202
Lineage: Eukaryota; Fungi; Ascomycota; Dothideomycetes; Mycosphaerellales; Mycosphaerellaceae
Product: glycoside hydrolase family 16 protein
Exons: 3
Coding region: 1-930 (309 amino acids)
Biological process (GO): carbohydrate metabolic process
Molecular function (GO): hydrolase activity, hydrolyzing O-glycosyl compounds
Source: RefSeq, a predicted model, not a curated record